GGCGGUGGGAGGCUCGGCAGCGGGAUUCCCUGCGGGAAAACGGCCCCAUCCCUCCCCCGGCCUGUUCGAGACCCUGAACCGAAACAGGAGGCAGGAGGCCCCCGGCCGGCCGGGAAGCGGCCCCAGCCCGGAUUUCCCUCCCGGGUGGGGCCGCAAUGACUCACCCCCUUCCCCCUUCCCCCGGUUUCCUUGUUUGCAUUUCUCCUCCCGGCCACGUGGCGGCCGGUGUAGCGGCCCGCAGCCCCUAGCCCGACACCCCCGCCGCCGCGGCCCCGGCUCGCAAUCCAAGGCCGCUCCCGCCCGCCGGGGUUUCUCGGGGCCCGGGCUCCCGCCGGCUCGGCACCGUGGGCUCGGGACUCCGCCCCCCGCCCGUGCCCACCCCCUUCCCUACUGUAAGGCCUGGCGCGUCCUGCCCGCCCUCCCGGUCCGUCCCGGGAAGGGAAGAGGGCGGGCCGCGCAGGGGGUGUGACAGCUCCCGCCCGGACCAGUGCCAGCGGCAGCCUCGCUUCAGCUCCCGGUGCCAGCUGGCUCUUUCGUCUGGGACGGAGGGGAGGCUCGGGGCUCCUUGUCGCUGGGGUUGGGGGAACGCCCCCCCCAAGCCCCCAGCUUUCCCCCCACCCAAGAGGAGCCUCUCAACCCAGCCUGGCUCGGGCUGCCCUGGCAGCGGGUCCAGCUAGGAAUUGGCCUGCUCACUUCGCCUGGGACUUACAACAGGGGCUCGCUGUUGGCGGGGGGAGGGUGGGCGGGGGGGCUCCCGUCACCCCCAGCCUUUUGCUAGAGGCUGCACGGCUGUGCGAGCUUGAGGAGGAACAUGAAGGUGGGCUGGCCAGGUGAAAGCCGCUGGCAGGUGGGCCUGGCUGUGGAGGACAGCUCCGUCCUGGGAGCACCGCCGGUGGGAGGGCUCCCGGACGUGGUGCCGGAGGGGACGCUGCUCGACAUGGUGCUGAGGAGGAUGCAUCGGUCCCGAAGCUGCUCCUACCAGCUGCUUCUUGAGCACCAGCGCCCCAGCUGCAUCCAGGGGCUUCGCUGGACGCCACUCACCAACAGCGAGGAGUCCCUGGAUUUCAGCGUGAGCCUCGAGCAGGCCUCCACGGAGCGGGUGCUUAGGGCUGGGAAGCAGCUGCAUCGGCAUCUCCUGGCCACCUGCCCCAACCUCAUCCGAGACCGAAAGUACCACCUCAGACUCCACCGGCAAUGCUGCUCUGGAAGGGAACUGGUGGAUGGGAUCUUGGCCCUGGGGCUGGGGGUCCAUUCCCGGAGCCAAGCCGUGGGAAUCUGCCAGGUGCUGCUGGAUGAAGGUGCCCUCUGUCAUGUGAAACACGACUGGGCCUUCCAGGAUCGAGAUACCCAAUUCUACCGUUUCCUCGGGUCGGAGCCAGAGCCUGCAGGCAUCCACGAGCUGGAGGAGGAGUUGGCUGAGGCUCUGGCCCUGCUCUCCCAGCGGGGGCCUGACGCCCUGCUCACGGUGGCGCUUCGAAAGCCCCCCGGGCAGCGGACAGACGAGGAGCUGGACCUCAUCUUUGAGGAACUGCUGCACAUCAAGGCCGUGGCCCACCUCUCCAACUCGGUGAAGCGGGAAUUAGCGGCAGUUCUGCUCUUUGAACCACACAGCAAGGCAGGGACCGUGUUGUUCAGCCAGGGGGACAAGGGCACCUCAUGGUACAUCAUCUGGAAGGGAUCUGUCAAUGUGGUGACCCACGGCAAGGGCCUGGUGACCACACUGCAUGAGGGAGACGACUUUGGACAGCUGGCUCUGGUGAACGAUGCACCCCGGGCAGCCACCAUCAUCCUGCGAGAAGACAACUGUCAUUUUCUUCGCGUGGACAAGCAGGACUUCAACCGUAUCAUCAAGGAUGUGGAAGCAAAGACCAUGAGGCUGGAAGAACAUGGCAAAGUGGUGUUGGUGCUGGAGAGAACCUCUCAGGGCACUGGCCCUUCUCGUCCCCCAACCCCAGGCAGGAACCGGUAUAUAGUGAUGUCUGGCACCCCGGAGAAGAUCCUAGAACUUCUGUUGGAGGCCAUGCGGCCUGAUUCCAGUGCUCAUGACCCAACAGAGACAUUCCUCAGCGACUUCCUCCUGACCCACAGUGUCUUCAUGCCCACUGCCCAGCUUUGCGCUGCCCUCCUGCAUCAUUUCCACGCGGAGCCUGCGGGAGGCAGCGAGCAGGAGUGCAGCACCUACAUCUGCAACAAGAGACAACAGAUCCUGCGGCUGGUCAGCCAGUGGGUGGCCCUGUACGGCCCCAUGCUCCACACCGACACUGUGGCCACCAGCUUCCUCCAGAAACUGUCAGACCUGGUGAGCAGGGAUGCCCGGCUUAGCAACCUGCUGCGGGAGCAGUGGCCAGAGAGGCGGCGACACCACAGGUUGGAAAAUGGCUGUGGGAACGCAUCUCCGCAGAUGAAGGUGUCUGCCCCGAAUGAGGCCCGGAACAUGCCUGUUUGGCUCCCCAGCCAGGAUGAACCUCUCCCCAGCAGCAACUGUGCCAUCCGAGUUGGGGACAAAGUCCCCUAUGACAUCUGCCGGCCGGACCACUCGGUGCUGACCCUGCAGCUGCCUGUGACGGCCUCAGUGAGAGAGGUGAUGGCGGCGUUGGCCCAGGAGGACGGCUGGACUAAGGGGCAGGUGCUGGUGAAGGUGAACUCUGCGGGCGACGCCGUUGGCCUGCAGCCAGAUGCCCGUGGUGUGGCCACAUCGCUGGGGCUCAACGAGCGGCUCUUUGUUGUCAGCCCUCAGGAAGUGCACAAGCUGACCCCACACCCCGAGCAGCUGGGGCCCACCGUGGGCUCUGCGGAGGGGCUGGACCUGGUGAGCACCAAGGACCUGGCGGGCCAGCUGACGGACCACGACUGGAGCCUCUUCAACAGCAUCCACCAGGUGGAGCUGAUCCACUACGUGCUGGGCCCCCAGCCCCUGCGGGACGUCACCACCGCCAACCUGGAGCGCUUCAUGCGCCGCUUCAAUGAGCUGCAGUACUGGGUGGCCACAGAGCUGUGUCUGUGCCCUGUGCCUGGCCUGCGGGCCCAGCUGCUCAGGAAGUUCAUCAAGCUGGCUGCCCACCUUAAGGAGCAAAAGAAUCUCAAUUCCUUCUUUGCCAUCAUGUUUGGCCUCAGCAACUCGUCCAUCAGCCGCCUGGCCCAGACCUGGGAGAGGCUGCCCCACAAAGUCCGGAAGCUCUACUCGGCCCUCGAGAGGCUGCUGGACCCCUCAUGGAACCACCGUGUGUACCGUCUGGCCCUCACCAAGCUCUCCCCUCCCCUCAUCCCCUUCAUGCCCCUUCUUCUCAAAGACAUGACCUUCAUCCAUGAGGGAAAUCACACACUGGUAGAGAAUCUCAUCAACUUUGAGAAGAUGAGAAUGAUGGCCAGAGCUGCGAGGAUGCUGCACCACUGCAGAAGCCACAGCAACGGUGAGGGGGCGGGUUCCCCGGUGCCUCUGUCACCACUUAGAAGCCGAGUCUCCCACCUGCACGAGGACAGCCAGGCGACCAGGAUUUCCAUGUGCUCGGAGCAGUCCCUGAGCACCCGGAGUCCAGCCAGCACCUGGGCUUACGUCCAGCAGCUGAAGGUCAUCGACAACCAGCGGGAACUGUCCCGCCUCUCCCGGGAGCUGGAGCCGUGAGGAGGGGCUGGGCUGCAGCAGGCACUGGCCGCCAGGAGAGCCAGGGCGAGCCGGGUCAGGAGGCCCACGGGCUGGCCGCGCCGGGCAGGGGCUCUCCGCGGACUGAACUUGAGGCCCUGGAGUGGGCGGCAUGGAGGCAGCCGUCCCCUUGAUGACUGGCGGCCAAGGAGGACCUCGGAAUGGAAUGAGCCGGGGCCCAAGGCCAAGGAAUGGGGGACAGAGAGGCCCUGGAGUGGGUGGGAGAGCAGAGCGCUGCCUCUGUGUGUUCAAUAGAGAGCUCUCCGCACCAGGUCUUUUCCAGA
This is a messenger RNA of Eubalaena glacialis (North Atlantic right whale), 3924 nucleotides long. It is a transcript of the gene RAPGEF3, whose product is annotated as Rap guanine nucleotide exchange factor 3. Gene Ontology annotation, cellular component: plasma membrane. The coding region runs from base 812 to 3622 and encodes 936 amino acids. Gene Ontology annotation, molecular function: guanyl-nucleotide exchange factor activity. NCBI's taxonomy places the organism in Eukaryota, Metazoa, Chordata, Mammalia, Artiodactyla, Balaenidae. The record is from RefSeq and is a predicted model, not a curated record. Gene Ontology annotation, biological process: positive regulation of GTPase activity; Ras protein signal transduction. The transcript has 28 exons.